Molecule: messenger RNA, 1016 nt
Organism: Laccaria bicolor S238N-H82
Lineage: Eukaryota; Fungi; Basidiomycota; Agaricomycetes; Agaricales; Hydnangiaceae
Exons: 7
Coding region: 228-1016 (262 amino acids)
Source: RefSeq, a predicted model, not a curated record
AUCCCGUAGCCCUUGUCAAUGCAACCGCCAAUACAGCAGCUGACCAAAAGGCUAAACUUACACCAGAUGGACCAGAUUCAAAAUUCACACAACGUGCUCGGUUAAAUAAUAAUUGGAAGUCAGACGUUCAAUCCUGGCUUUCAAGAAACAAAGAUGAGAUUGUUUACACGGAUGGAGUUAUCGUCUCCGUGGUGUACCCCCCUCAGAACCAGGCUUAUUCAGGAUACAUGGUGAUUAAUUCCAAAGGUGAAAAAGGCUUUGUGGGAACGGAGAUAUACACGAACAAAACCCGAAACUCUCACAUAAGCGCCCGUUCAUUUAUUCAAAUCCUCGUCAGCGUCAGCCCAAAAGAAAUCAUCAAAAGUUGUAUGGGUCAUAAAAGUCAUAAACCUGGAGAAAGUAUCUCCCACCGAGGCCCAAAAUCGACCAUUCAAGCAGCAAGCUCAAGGUCAAUGGCACUACUUCCUGCUACUCCUCGCCAACCAACUCCACAUCCCAACCCCAGUCAACCUCAACACAACGGCACACACGCCAAUGCCUACGAGUACGAAGUAACUCCCCCGUCCACCUGUGGUACAGAUUGCGUCGGGCUUCCCAGUCACCUCAGAGCCUUCUUUACGGGGGGGUGGUGGGAGCAUUCGGGUUGGAGGAGGAACUUGGGUUGGAGGAGGGAAAGAGAAACGAAGACGUCUUCUCGCCCAGCACACAACGUUCUUCAAGCUCAUAUUCCCUCUGAUCAAGUGCCCUUCCUCGCUCAUCAACCGCUUGCUCAAGUUCCACGACCCUCUCCUCCCUCUCUCGUACCUCCCCCGCUCCCUCCUUUCAACCGUCAUCUCCCUCUCCUCCAACUCUCUCUCCCUCCGCCCAACCGCCUCCUCACGUCGCCCAACCGCCUCCUCGCGAUACCCAACAUCCCUCUGCACCUCCCUAACCCUCUCCUCCAUCCUCUCAAUGUCUAUCCGCCAGCCCGAGCUCACGUUGGUCUAGCGCUUCUUGGCAGGUUGCGAGUGUGGUGA